UGACCAGGCUUACUAGUACUGUAUAUAUUCGGCUGUAUUACCAAGGCCAGUACAGAGCUGAUCUAUUUCCAGGGGCAUUCAUUGAACACCUGCAAAACCUUCUUAAGUCGCCAUGGCAUCCACCCUCUCUGUGCGGAACUACUCAGCAGGCCGGCAGCCCUCCUUCUCCAGCCUGUCCCUCAGAGACAGCGGCCGCAGCCGCUCCAAGGCCUCCGUCUCCCUCUCCGCCAGCCCCCUCUCUCACUCCCUGUCCAUGAGCAGCGGCCUCAACGACUCCAGGAGCCUGUCACUCAACGGUCUGGUGGGAGGGAUCAACGAGAAGGAAGCCAUGCAGGGCCUCAAUUCUCGCCUUUCCAACUACCUGGAGAAGGUGCGCUCGCUGGAGAAGUCCAACGCUGACCUGGAGCUGAAGAUCAAGCAGUUGAUGCUGGAACGGGCACCCAAGGGACAUGACAUAGAGGGCAUGUUGGCCCAGGCACAUGCCAUCGAAAAGGAGGUGAGGAAGAAGACUCUGGAGAAUGCUCGCAUCAUGCUGGAGAUUGACAAUGCCAAGCUGGCAGCUGAUGACUUCAGAGUGAAAUGGGAGGCGGAGCUUGAGCUGUGUCAAUCAGUGGAGAGGGACUGCCAGGCUCUGAGGAAGGCGAAGGCGGACCACGAGCAGAUCAUCGCCACGCUGAGCGCCGACCUGGACAGCCUGAAGGAGGAGCUGUACUUCCUGAAGAAGAACCAUGAAGAGGAACUGGCUGCACUGAAGGCUCGCGUUGCGAAAGACGAUGUGAACGUGGAGGUGGAUGCUGCCCAGGGUCCCGACCUAGGGGGCAUACUGUCUGAGCUGAGGUCACAUUAUGAGGGCAUCGUCCGGAAGAACAAGGAGGAUGCGGAAGUCUGGUACAAGAAGAAGCUGGACACUGUGCAGUUCGAGGUAAAGGAGAGCAAUGAGGCCCUGCGUGGGGCUCAGAAUGACCUCGUAGAGAGGCAGCGCUUCCUGCAGACCCUGGAGGUGGAGCUAGACAGCCUGCGCAAACAGGUGGGCGCACUGGAAGGUAACCUGAGCGAGACGAGUCAAAAGUACGCCCUGGAGAUGGAGCGGCUCCAGGCCACUCUGACGCAGCUUGAGGCCGACCUGUCCCAGCUGCGACUGGACAUGCAGCGCAAUAAGACCGAAUACGAACAGCUGCUGCGCGUCAAGCAGAGCCUGGAGAUGGAGAUCGCCACCUACAGGAGGCUGCUGGAGGGGGAGGAACAGAUUAAGGAAAUCCCUCCCAAAAAAGAGCCAGAUGUGAGGACCAGGAAGAUUGUGAAGGUCGUCACCCAGACCAUGGUCAAUGGCAAAGUGGUGGAGGAGUCCAGUGAGGUUGAGCAGAUCGAGGAGAAGAAAAAGUGAGAGAGAAGUUCAGGGGUCCCCUGCCACCCCCCACAAAAAAAAACCUUUCUGUCAUGAGGGCACCAUUUUAAUAAUCCCCCAGAUGUUCCUCAGGGCAAAGGUUUUCCUCAUCUUCCUCAUCUACUGAAAUGCUUCCAACAAUUUGGGACUGUUUUCCUUUUCCACUGUCACCAGCUGUGCUGUACAAAAUAUGUGUAAUAUAUGUAGGUUCAGGGGAAUGUCUUUCCAUGUUCCAAUCUUUUAAAAUAUGUAAUAAAAAUGUUUUUGGUUUCACA
Anguilla anguilla (European eel) is the source of this 1659-nucleotide messenger RNA. RefSeq lists its product as uncharacterized. The record is from RefSeq and is a predicted model, not a curated record. Gene Ontology annotation, molecular function: structural molecule activity. Bases 113 to 1384 code for a protein of 423 amino acids. Lineage: Eukaryota; Metazoa; Chordata; Actinopteri; Anguilliformes; Anguillidae. The transcript has 9 exons.